Molecule: messenger RNA, 1653 nt
Organism: Microdochium trichocladiopsis
Lineage: Eukaryota; Fungi; Ascomycota; Sordariomycetes; Xylariales; Microdochiaceae
Product: heterokaryon incompatibility protein-domain-containing protein
Exons: 1
Coding region: 1-1653 (550 amino acids)
Source: RefSeq, a predicted model, not a curated record
AUGGCGUCUCCGCGGUAUAGGUACCAACCCGUCCUUCCGAAUCAGAUCCGAGUGCUACACCUGCUGCCCGGAAUUGGCCGGGAGCCUCUAGCAGGGCAGCUGGAGCCUUUGACCCUGCCCGAACCGGACGCGGCCGAACCACUUCCCUUCGAAGCACUCUCGUACGUGUGGGGCGGCGAGACCAAGAGCCACGCGCUUGACGUAGCUGGCCAGAGCAUACCUGUUACUGUGUCUCUGCAAACCGCUCUUGUUCGGCUCCGCCAUGCAGAUCGCCGGCGAGUCAUCUGGGCCGACGCGAUCUGUAUCAACCAGGAUGACGUCUCGGAGAAGGAAGCCCAGGUCUCACUCAUGGGACGGAUCUUCAGCAGUGCCACGCAGGUCAUUGCGGACCUCGGAGACGCCUCGAACACGAGCGAUGCAGCACUUGAUCUGAUCGACAGGCACUGGCGUACGGUGCUGUGCAGUGGCGCUCUCACUGUCUUGUAUGGAUCUAGAACACCAGUCGAAACGGCCGCGAUCAUGAAUCUGCCACCAGAAGCCGUGGACAUGGCCUGGACAGACCAUGAGCUGCCGGGCCAGGAGUCACACGAGUGGGAAUCAAUCUGCGAGAUCAUACAGCGGCCUUGGUUUUCAAGAAUCUGGAUCGUGCAAGAAUUUGUGCUGGCACGUGAGGUCACCUUUCACUGCGGCACACGCGUGGCAGACUGGAGGCACCUGCUCGCUCUGUUCUUCGAUUUCAACAGUCCCUCAGCUUUCGAUGCCCUCGUUACGAGGUGGCAGAUUACGGCAUCGCAUACCGCCUUUAUCCAGAGGCACGAAAUGGUUUCGCGCAUAUUUCACAACAGAUGUAUCCGCCUGCUGCAAGCGAAACCCGCUGGACGCGCCUUUCUCAGCACCUUGCCACAAUUUUCUUCGGUGUGGACUCGGAGUAGCUGGGUUGACCUGCUCUAUUCGUAUCGUUACUUCAACUGCACCAUUGAACGAGACCGCUACUACGCAUUAGUGAGCAUGGCAUCAGAUCGAGACGUUGCCUUGCGACCAGAAUUGAGACCCGACUAUGUGACCGAGGACAACGACCUGCGGCUGGCCAUGGGAAAGCUCAUCCUCCAGUUGCCGGGUGGCGCCGAGGCGUUCAUGCACAGCGGGCUUCAAACCCAAACCAAUCCGCAAGUGCAAAGCUGGAUGCAGACCUUUGGUCGCAUGGGGAAUGCCACGACCUUUAGCCACAGCGACUUCGACCAGGCGAGCAAGGCAGCUGGAAACGACAGUAGUUUCUCCUUGUCAACGCUUCCAGGGAACCCCGGGACCAUCGCACUGAGGGGCUACCGGAUUGGCAACAUUGUCAAGAAAGCCGGGCAAGCACUGUUGGCCAAAGAAGAUGAAGCUCAGUCGGCGGAUGAGUUCAGGAAGGCGCGUCUAUCACAUUAUCUUGGCAGUGCACUGGACCUCUUCUCCGAGGAACUUCUCGAUCAAGCACCGUAUGUCUCGCCAUCCAAGCUUGACUGGUGGUCAUUAGAGGCCAUGGCCAAGGCAUUUGCCCUCAACCCUGAGCCCUCCGUUCCAACUGCUAUCGCUGUCGGUUUCGCAGUUGACACAAAAUUACUGACCCUGGGGCUAUUAUCUAUUGUUCACAGAGGAGCUGCCAUUGUCUGA